GUCGUGGUUUUGAGCUUCCAGGAAACCCAGCGUGCUCGAUGCCCAUCAAUUGUUUGAGCUAGACCAAACUACCCCUUCCGGCCCACUAUAUAAACCCCUCCCUGUUCCCCGCCAGUCACCUUGCCUCUUCUUCAUCUGCUGCGCUCUGUUCUCAGAAACAAAAUCAUAAAUCAGGCAGGAGAAAAUGUGCUCGCCGCCGGAGAAAGAAGCAAUAAAUGAGAACCUCAACGACGCUAGGGACUUCAAGGGCCGCCCUGCCGUCCGGUCCCAGACUGGCGGCUGGACAAGCGCCGCCAUGAUUCUAGGGGUAGAGCUCUGCGAGAGAUUGACAACGCUUGGAAUCGCGGUGAACCUGGUGACCUACCUGACUGAUACGAUGCAUCUCGGCAAUGCCGCCGCCGCCAACACUGUCACCAACUUCCUCGGCACCUCAUUCAUGCUUUGCCUUCUCGGUGGCUUCGUCGCCGACACGUUCAUCGGCAGGUACCUCACCAUCGGUAUCUUCGCUGCGGUCCAAGCUUCUGGGGUGAUGGUUUUAACGGUAUCGACGGCGGUAUCGGGGCUGCGUCCGCCUCCGUGUCGAGAUCUUGCGACGACCAGCUGCGUCCGGGCUACGGGGGGGCAAUUGGGGGUGCUAUACCUAGGGUUGUACCUCACGGCGCUUGGGACCGGCGGGCUCAAAUCGAGCGUGUCGGGUUUCGGGUCUGACCAGUUUGACGAAUCAGAUCGUACGGAGCGCAAGCAGAUGACGCGAUUCUUCAACUGGUUCUUCUUCUUCAUCAGCAUCGGAUCCCUCCUGGCCGUCACCGUGCUCGUCUAUAUCCAGGAUAACGUUGGGCGAAAGUGGGGUUACAGCAUCUGUGCCGCUGCUAUACUCAGUGGCUUAGCCGUCUUCCUUGCCGGAACCACCCGGUACCGCUACAAGAAUCUUGUAGGGAGCCCUCUUACUCAGAUCGCCGCCGUGUUCACGGCCGCCUUUCGGAAAAGAAACCUUCAGCAACCAUCGGACCCUUCUCUAUUAGACGACAUUGACGACUAUGAUGUAAAUGAGGAAGGCGCUCAGAAGAACAAGGCCAAGCAGAGGCUUGCCCUCACCAACCAAUUUCAAUUCCUGGACCGAGCCGCCAUCAUCGAAAGUAGAUCGCCGGCGCCGGCCAAGAAACCGAGCCGGUGGCAAUUAUCAACCGUAACAGACGUAGAAGAAGUAAAAAUGGUAAUCCGAAUGCUUCCCAUCUGGGCAACCACUAUCAUGUUCUGGACAGUCUACGCCCAAAUGACAACCUUCUCUGUCUCUCAAGCCACCACCAUGGAUCGCCACAUCGGCCCUUCCUUCCAAAUUCCCGCCGGCUCACUCACCGUCUUCUUCGUCGGCUCCAUCCUCCUCACCGUCCCCGUCUACGACCGCCUACUCAUCCCCCUCCUCCGCCGCCUCACCGGCAACCCCCAAGGCCUCUCCCCUCUUCGCCGAAUCGGCGUUGGCCUCUCCCUCUCCAUUCUCGCCAUGGUAGCCGCUGCUCUGACAGAACUCAAGCGCCUGCGCUCCGCCAACUCAGCCCAAUCUCUCAGCGUGUUCUGGCUCGUCCCGCAAUUCUUCUUCGUGGGCUCCGGCGAGGCUUUCGCCUACAUUGGCCAACUGGAUUUUUUCCUCCGAGAGUGUCCGAAGGGGAUGAAGACGAUGAGCACGGGGCUGUUUCUAAGCACAUUGUCGCUGGGGUUCUUCGUGAGCUCGGCGCUGGUGUCGAUUGUGCACACGGUGAGAGGAGUGAGCGGCCACGGCGCGUGGCUGACAGAUGAUCUGAAUAAGGGAAGGCUGUACAACUUUUAUUGGUUGCUGGCGGUGCUGAGCGCCAUUAAUUUGGUAAUAUUUUUGGUGUCGGCUAAGUGGUAUGUCUACAGGGAUAAUAAUACGGAAACAAAGGAAGAUGACGAGGUUGUUUGCCAUGCCUGAUUGCUUGAUAUUGGCCUCAUGCUCUGCUACCUCGCCGGAAAGAUGGAGAGCGGUCAUUGCCAACCUAUUAUUACAGCCCUCUUGGGCGGUGCAUCUGAUUUUACUGCUUCAUUAUGUAUUUAUGCAUAAAACGUUUGUCACAGAUAGGUUUAGUUUGGGACGGCUUUCUGAUUACUUAUUAAAAUAAUUUUUUAGUUAAAAAAGAAAAUUGUAUUAAAAAAUUGUUGUAAGAUGUACUAAGUAAGCUG
Dendrobium catenatum is the source of this 2196-nucleotide messenger RNA. RefSeq names its product protein NRT1/ PTR FAMILY 6.3. NCBI's taxonomy places the organism in Eukaryota, Viridiplantae, Streptophyta, Magnoliopsida, Asparagales, Orchidaceae. Gene Ontology annotation, biological process: oligopeptide transport; response to nitrate; transmembrane transport. The transcript has 4 exons. Gene Ontology annotation, cellular component: membrane. Gene Ontology annotation, molecular function: nitrate transmembrane transporter activity. The coding region runs from base 185 to 1948 and encodes 587 amino acids. The record is from RefSeq and is a predicted model, not a curated record.